This is a messenger RNA of Chaetura pelagica (chimney swift), 885 nucleotides long. It is a transcript of the gene RAB17, whose product is annotated as RAB17, member RAS oncogene family. Bases 1 to 885 code for a protein of 294 amino acids. NCBI's taxonomy places the organism in Eukaryota, Metazoa, Chordata, Aves, Apodiformes, Apodidae. The transcript is spliced from 7 exons. Gene Ontology annotation, molecular function: GTP binding; GTPase activity. The record is from RefSeq and is a predicted model, not a curated record.
AUGGCCCCACCUUCCAGCCUCUCCAGCUCCCUCUGGUUGCCCUCCCAAGCUCUCCAGCAGGUGGACCAUUCCCAUGAGAGCAGAGGCCUGCAGCUGUUGACCAACUGGGCCACCUCCAAAUACCUCCCAGCACUCCAGCAUGGCUCUCACUGCGGGCGGUUUCACUUUCACCUGCACCAGCCCGGGGAAGAGCCCCUCACCCUCUCCGUGGACCCUGCAGGACAACGCAGCUUCCCGAAGGCCGUGGCACAGCAAACAAUGCUGAGGGCCUCCCUGGAGAGGGCUGGUCCCACCUACACCUACAAGGUGGUCCUGCUGGGUAGCACAUCUGUGGGGAAGUCGAGCCUGGCCUACAGAUACGUCAGAAAUGACUUCAAGGAGUCACUGCCAACUGUGGGAUGCUCCUUCUUCACCAAGAUCCUCAACCUGGACGUGGCCACCAUCAAGCUGGAGAUCUGGGACACUGCGGGCCAGGAGAAGUACCAGAGCGUUUGCCACCUCUACUUCCGCGGCGCCCACGCUGCUCUUCUCGUUUACGACAUCACUGAUGAGGGAACCCUCAGCAGAGCAAAGCUGUGGCUGAGGGACCUGGAGAAGGAGUUCCUGCCCGAGGAGAUAGUCAUGGCUUUGGUGGGCAACAAGACUGACCUGGAGGCUGAGAGAGAGGUCCCCACCGAGAAAGGGGAAGAGUUUGCAAGGACCAAAGGCCUCCUGUUCAUGGAGACAUCUGCCAAAUCCAACCACCAGGUGAAGGACAUCUUUAUGGCCAUGGCCCAGGAGCUCCUGAGGAGGGAGCAGGAGAAGACCCCAGCCCCCUCCCCACACAGGGGGCCAACGGUGGAGCUGGAGGACAGCAGGGGGAGGACAAAGUGCUGCCAGCUCUGA